AUGAAAGCAGAGAGAGUUACAGAACUUGCCAAGGAAGUUGAGCAUUUGUCCAGACUUGGAGCUUCUAGACUACAACAUGGAAACACAGAGAAAGCCUUAGAGGCCUACAGACAGGCUUACCUGAGGUCCCAGCUGCUGGGUCACAAUGGCUACAUGCAGCGAGCUUGUGCCUUCAACCUGGGCUCAAUGUUGAUCUCAACUGGCAACUUCACUGAAGGUCUCAACUACUUGAAGCUUGCUAAACCUCCAGAAGGUUAUCGUGAUGGUAAAUCUAAUGGUGACUUAUAUUUUAACUCUGGCCUGGCGUAUGAGGGUCUUCAAAAUGUGGAGGAAACAAAGCAUUGCUAUAGUAAAGCCUUGGAGGAGUAUCGGUGGGAACACAAUAUCAACAUGGAGGCAGAUGUUCUUGGUCGGUUGGGAAAAGCCUACUUGAUGUGUGAUCAGUUCACUGAGGCUGCCUCCUGUUUGAAACAGUUGAUCCAUGUACAGGAGAAGUUAGGAGAUUAUACAAAACAGUUGCAGUCCCAAGCUGAACAGGCCAGCCUUCUUCUUCGGAUGGAUCAAGUUGCUGAAGCAGAGAAGAUUGCAGAUGAUUGUUUCCUCAGAUGUCAAGGAGACGAGCUGUCCAAUAGUAUUGCGAAUGUGCUCACAGAAUUAAGUUUGACUUACACCCAGAUGCGCAGCUAUGAUAAAGCUUUACGGUGCUGCCAGAUUGCUCUCCCUCUAGUAGCAGCCAAAGAUGCAGAUGCCAAGCAAAUUGCUAUUUUGUACCAGAAUCUUGGGGUCAUCAACAGCUACUUGGGGCAGUACCAAAAUGCCAUAGAAUACCAUCAAAAGGCAGCCAGUAAAUAUGCUGAACUCAGCAUCAGAAAAUGUCAAGGCCAUUGUUUCAUCAAUAUGGGCUACGCCUACAGCCAACUAGGGGACAUCCACCGAGCUGGGGAAUACUUCCUGCACUCUCUACAAGCUGCCAAGGACUGUGGUGAGCAUUAA
Candidula unifasciata is the source of this 993-nucleotide messenger RNA. NCBI's taxonomy places the organism in Eukaryota, Metazoa, Mollusca, Gastropoda, Stylommatophora, Geomitridae. The record is from the annotation of a GenBank genome assembly.